Molecule: messenger RNA, 1894 nt
Organism: Haliotis rufescens (red abalone)
Lineage: Eukaryota; Metazoa; Mollusca; Gastropoda; Lepetellida; Haliotidae
Product: C-type mannose receptor 2-like
Exons: 9
Coding region: 112-1338 (408 amino acids)
Molecular function (GO): serine-type endopeptidase inhibitor activity; signaling receptor activity
Source: RefSeq, a predicted model, not a curated record
CGAGUAGCUACGUCUCUAUGCACACAGACUGGGCCUGUCGCCACUGUCGUCAAAUCACCUCUUUAGCAGGACGUGUUUGUUGUGAGGAAUUAGUAUGUCAGCGCAAUAAAAAUGAAUUUCGGGAGCUUUGUAGGAGUUCUGCUGUAUCUUAUAACAGCAUGCACAACACAGACAAGUCACUGUCCGACGCCCGCAGCAGGAAGCUCCCUGGUGAAGGUGUUCAACAAACGGUGUCUUGAGUUCGUCCUGGGCAAGACAGCAACGUGGACAUCUGCAGAGCGAGACUGUAUACAAAGAGGAGGCCACCUGGUGGAAGUGGCGAGUGACUCCAUGCAGCAGUACCUGGAGUCGGUGUUGCAGACAAGAUACGUGGGGACAGGAGUGUGGAUCGGCCUGACCGCACCCACCAACACGUGGAUCUGGACAAGUGGCUCUGUCGACCUGUACAGGAACUGGGCCUCGGGUUCUCCAUCCAGCAAUACAUUUGACGGUCGUAAACAUUGUGUGUACAUGGCGACGGGGACGUGGACGUGGCAUAACGCUGCAUGCUCCUCAUACGGCUUCCUCAUCCCAAGAUACGUCAGACUCAACUACAUAUGUGAAUUUCAGAGCCUGUCUUCGACAACGACCGAACUCACAACUCGACCCCAAUCCACCACGUUAGUUACCACCUGCCCCUACACCAUCACCAGUCCCGCACACGACACAUUCAGCUUCCGUUCCCAUACCUAUCAGAUCUCGACGCAAAUAGCGCAUGCCGUUGACGCUCAGAAAGCAUGUGGUACAAGGGGAGGUAACUUGGUGGCCAUACCCGACUGGACCACAUUGGUGUGUGUGCACGAAGGACUGGUCAAGAACCUUAAGUUUAAUGGAGCGGAAGUGUGGAUCGGUCUGUCCGACGCGGAGAGGGAGGGGCAAUGGAAAUGGGACAAUGGAGCAAUGUACUCGUACCAUCAUUGGGCGAACGGAGAGCCCGGGUCGCUGCUAGGGACGAACGAGGACUGUGUCCUCAUGGAGACAUACUCAGGCUUGUGGAAAGACACCAGUUGCAAUGGGGGACUCCUGUUUGCCACCGGCCGUUUUCACUACUUGUGUCAGUACGAUCACGUUACGUCGUCUACUAUAAGAACCACCAAGUCGACGACACCAUCGACUAAUGCGUCUACCAGUGCUUCAACUACUGCUAUCACUACAACUACAACCACUGCAACGACAACCCCAACGCCUACACCUUCAGUGACGCCAUGCCCUAUCCUUGAAGCAUGUACACUGGACUGUGGCCUGUCCGGCUUCAAGAAGGAUGCUUCCGGCUGUCACACCUGUGCCUGUGAUGACUGAAGUAUCUCACUGGUCAGGCCAUAUUGAUAAUAAAUCAUGUAAUUUUAAUGUUACAUAUAGAGUGGAACUCCCUCAGUCUGCAAACCCCGUUUUUCGCCUGUAUUCGUCCUUCUAUACACAUAACGUUUCUGUAUCACAAUUCGUUGAUACGGAAAUGUUCAAUCUAGACGAUUUCCCUGGGAAAAUAUAAACGUCUGGAUUAUCCAGGUUUCACUGUAUUGAACAUCCUUUUUAGUGAAAGGACGCUGCCGUUACAUAAAAAAAUCAGUGAAUCGGAACAUUUUUUGUUUAUCAAUUUGAAUAUUUACAUGCAAUUCGCCGUUUAAAUGUUUGAAUGGAUGCGUGAUAUAACGCACUGAACAACAUGCAGUAUCUAGCGUUUCGUCACCUUUGUACACUUCUUUUCUUAUAAGCGCAUUUUAUUUCUGACAAGAAAGGGAACAGAAUGGUCCUAAGGCGAGGGGACGGGCUUUUUAGACAUUUCACAAAGAUUAUAAUGUGUUCCAAAAAUUAAUGGGAAAAUGCACUUGAUGUAUAAAGUAAGUGUUGAUAAUUA